This is a messenger RNA of Numida meleagris (helmeted guineafowl), 1529 nucleotides long. It is a transcript of the gene KCNK3, whose product is annotated as potassium two pore domain channel subfamily K member 3. Gene Ontology annotation, cellular component: membrane. The coding region runs from base 31 to 1200 and encodes 389 amino acids. Gene Ontology annotation, molecular function: potassium ion leak channel activity; open rectifier potassium channel activity. Gene Ontology annotation, biological process: stabilization of membrane potential; potassium ion transmembrane transport. The transcript has 2 exons. NCBI's taxonomy places the organism in Eukaryota, Metazoa, Chordata, Aves, Galliformes, Numididae. The record is from RefSeq and is a predicted model, not a curated record.
GCCGCCGCCUCCCUCCUCCGCCGCCGCACCAUGAAGCGGCAGAACGUGCGGACGUUGGCGCUCAUCAUGUGCACCUUCACCUACCUGCUGGUGGGAGCCGCCGUCUUCGACGCGCUCGAAUCGGAGGAGGAAACGGCGGAGCGGCGGCGGCUGGAGGCGAAGAGCCAGGAGCUGAAGAGCAAAUACAACCUGAGCGCCGAGAGCUACCGCGAGCUCGAGUGGGUCGUCCUCAAGCUGAAGCCGCACAAGGCCGGCGUCCAGUGGAAAUUCGCCGGCUCUUUCUACUUCGCCAUCACCGUCAUCACGACCAUAGGGUACGGCCAUGCGGCCCCGAGCACGGACGGCGGGAAGGUUUUCUGCAUGGUGUACGCCUUGCUGGGCAUCCCACUCACCCUCGUCAUGUUCCAGAGCCUGGGCGAGCGGAUCAACACCUUUGUCAGGUACCUCCUGCAUCGCAUCAAGAAGUGCCUGGGCAUGAGGCGGGCGGAGGUCUCCAUGGCCAACAUGGUGACCAUCGGGUUCUUCUCCUGCAUCAGCACCCUGUGCAUCGGGGCGGCCGCGUUCUCCUACUACGAGCACUGGAGCUUCUUCCAUGCCUAUUAUUACUGCUUCAUCACGCUCACCACCAUCGGCUUCGGGGACUACGUGGCCCUGCAGAAGGACGAGGCCCUGCAGAACAAUCCACAGUACGUGGCCUUCAGCUUCGUCUACAUCCUGACGGGGCUGACGGUCAUCGGGGCCUUCCUCAACCUGGUGGUGCUGCGCUUCAUGACCAUGAACGCCGAGGACGAGAAGCGGGACGCUGAGCACCGGGCGCUGCUCACCCGCAACGGGCAGGCCAGCAGCGUGCACACCACGGACACGGCCUCGUCUGCACCCGCGGCGGUGGCAGACGGGGGUGGCGGGGGUGGGCUCCGCAAUGUCUACGCUGAGGUGCUCCACUUCCAGUCCAUGUGCUCGUGCCUGUGGUACAAGAGCCGAGAGAAGCUGCAGUACUCCAUCCCCAUGAUCAUCCCCAGGGACCUGUCCACCUCGGACACCUGUGUGGAGCAGAGCCACUCCUCGCCCGGCCGCUGCCCCGAGACCCCCUCCAACCGAUGCUUCUGCAACACCCGCCGGUCGGCCAUCAGCUCCGUCUCCACCGGCCUCCACAGUCUCUCGGCCUUCCAGGGCCUCAUGAAGCGCCGCAGCUCCGUGUAGACCUCGCUCCGUCACCCCCACGUGUGCCCCAAGCCUCGUGAAGCUCCAUGUAGACCUUCAUCAUCCCCAUUGUGUGCCCCAGUUUUCACAAAGUUCCAUACAGUCCUCUCCCCAUCACUCCUCAUGAUCCUCAGGCCUUGCAAAGCUCCAUGUAGAUCCAGUUCCACCGCUCCCACAUGUCCCAGACUUCAUGAAGCUCCAUGUAGACCUCGCUCCAUUACCCCCACGCACUUCAGGCCUCAUGAAGCUCCAUGUAUCAUAGAAUCAUAGAAUCAUUCAGGUUGGUAAAGACCUCUCAGAUCACCAAGUCCAAAUCCCACUCAUCCCCA